UUCCUCAUUCAAUCAAUUGUAUUCCCAAUACCCUUUUCUUCUCCGUCCACCUCCUUCCAUGGCGGUGGAGCUUCUCUCAGCCUACACCAACGCCCAUCUCUCCGCCGCAAUGGACCAAGACUCCGCCGUCCAUGAAGCCGCCUCCGGUAUCCACACCCUCAAAAAGCUCAUCUCAUUACUCUCCCACUCCCCACCUUCUAACCUCGACUCCGAUUGCCAAGCCGUUGCUAACGCCGCCGUCUCCCAUUUCAAAAAGGCCAUUUCUCUCCUCGGCCACUCCCCUCGUACCGGACACGCUCGAUUCCGCCGCGCCCCUUUAGAUUCCUCUCAAAUUUACAACGCAACCCCCAUUCAGCAAAUCCCUCCGCCGCCUCUCGAAUCAGCCACCACCAUUAAUUUCUCUCAUUCCUCGUUUCCCGCCGCCGACUCUGAAAUUAACCUCCAACACCAACCCUCUUCCUCUUCUUUUCAAAUCACUGAUCUCUCCAGGGUUUCCUCUGUUGUCUCUAAGCCCUCUUCUGGCUCCAAGAGAAAGUGCGGCUCUGAAAAUUUGGGCUCUGGGAAGUGCGGCGAAUCCUCCGGUGGUCGAUGCCAUUGCUCCAAGAAGAGCAGAAAAAUGAGGUUCAAAAGAGUGGUGAGAGUUCCAGCUAUUAGCUCAAAGAACGCUGAUAUCCCUCCUGAUGAUUAUUCAUGGAGGAAGUAUGGACAGAAGCCAAUAAAGGGUUCUCCAUAUCCAAGAGGUUACUAUAAAUGCAGCAGUUUAAGAGGAUGCCCUGCUAGAAAACAUGUGGAGAGAGCUUCAGAUGAUCCAUCUAUGUUAAUAGUGACAUAUGAAGGCGAUCAUAAUCACUCUCAAUCAGUGGCAGAGGCCUCAAGUCUCAUCCUUGAAUCAUGGUGAACACAAAGAACAGAAUCACAACAAAAAAAAAAAUCACUCUGUUUUUCUUUUGAUUCAUACAGAAAUAGAAAUAGUUAUUUGUUUACAUCACAGUUCUUAGUUCUUGUGAGAAACUCUCCAAAAAUGAAUUAAUUUUUUAGUUUUGAGCUUAGAAGAAGAAGAGAAAUGAAGAAGAUCAUGGGUUUGCUUUCGUUUUUUGUUCUUUUUAGACAUAUAUCUUCGAUCACGAGGUCGAAACGUUUCGAUUUUCUUUUCGGGUUUGUUCUUUAAUAUGAACACAGAAAACUUGAGAAGUGGAAUUGGUCAAUGGCUUGAAGAAACAAAUUGGAAGUGGGUUGGGCAGUCUAAGAGAGAAAUGAAUCUUGUUUUGUUUGGUAUUGAAGAAAAGAUUGGAACUUUUCAAAGAUGAAGAAUUUAAGGCCACACACUAGAAGUAAUGGAGCAAAGUCAAAAAUGGUGGGCAAGAAUAUGCCCACGACCAUACCCGACCCAUCGUGCUUGACGCGUGGGCAUGGCAACAUAGAGAUGCCCCACGUCCUGUCUAUGCAGAUAGUUCUAAACUUGUAGAAACGGUUCAAAGGAUAAGGUUACUAGCCUUAUCUGGUUAAGAAUACGUAAAGAAAAUCGAACUUGAGAGCGGUUUUAUGUACCAGCCUGUAAUUCAUGGGUUGGGGUGUUUAGUCGACAUACCCAUGUUAUCCAACACUGUCUGAAGGCGUUUAUCUUAUAAUACUCGUUCGUAUUAUGACAUAUGUAAGUAACACGAUUACUUAGAGUGUUUGAUUUGAUUUGAUUAAGGAAACGUACAAAUUCUGUUGGUAAA
Molecule: messenger RNA, 1721 nt
Organism: Cucurbita pepo subsp. pepo (vegetable marrow)
Lineage: Eukaryota; Viridiplantae; Streptophyta; Magnoliopsida; Cucurbitales; Cucurbitaceae
Product: putative WRKY transcription factor 15
Biological process (GO): regulation of DNA-templated transcription
Molecular function (GO): sequence-specific DNA binding; DNA-binding transcription factor activity
Source: RefSeq, a predicted model, not a curated record